This is a messenger RNA of Hydra vulgaris (swiftwater hydra), 3216 nucleotides long. Its product is annotated as sodium/potassium-transporting ATPase subunit alpha-like. Gene Ontology annotation, biological process: intracellular potassium ion homeostasis; proton transmembrane transport; potassium ion import across plasma membrane. Gene Ontology annotation, cellular component: plasma membrane. Gene Ontology annotation, molecular function: P-type sodium:potassium-exchanging transporter activity; ATP hydrolysis activity; ATP binding. The record is from RefSeq and is a predicted model, not a curated record. NCBI's taxonomy places the organism in Eukaryota, Metazoa, Cnidaria, Hydrozoa, Anthoathecata, Hydridae.
CGUGAAUUUAUAAAUUUAUUGAGCGCUUUCCUAGUUGCGAAGAGCAGUCGAAGAUUUCGUUUUCGUAGAUUUAGAAAAAAAAAAAAAAAGCUGAAGAAAAACUUUAAAUAUUACAACUAUGGCAGAUCCAGGGGAAUUGGAAUUAAAAAGAAAUGCAGAUAGCUAUUCUGUUAAUACAAAAAAGACUACUAAAAAAAGUCAAAAAAAGACUAAAAUGGAUGACCUUAAAAAAGAAUUAGAAAUGAAUGAACACAGCAUGAGCCUUGACGAUUUGUUAAUAAAAUAUGAAACAAGCUUAGAAAAUGGGUUGUCAACUGAUAUUGCUGUUCGUAAUUUACAACGGGAUGGACCUAAUGCUUUGACCCCGCCUAAGCAAACUCCAGAGUGGGUGAAGUUUUGCAAGCAAAUGUUUGGUGGUUUUUCAAUGCUUUUGUGGGCAGGUUCUAUUUUGUGUUUUUUUGCAUAUGGUAUUCGUGCAGUUAAAGAAGAAAAUCCUAACAUGGAUGAAUUGUAUUUGGGUAUUGUACUAGCAGUUGUCGUAAUUAUUACUGGUUGCUUUUCAUACUAUCAGGAAUCUAAGAGUUCAAAAAUAAUGGAGAGCUUCAAAAAAAUGAUCCCACAAGAAGCCAAUGUGUUGCGUGAGGGUCAAAAAAUUACUAUAAAUGCAGAACAAUGUGUUGUUGGUGAUGUUGUUUUUGUAAAGUUUGGAGAUCGAAUUCCAGCUGAUAUUCGAAUUGUUGAAUGUAAAGGACUGAAGGUUGACAACUCCUCACUGACUGGAGAAUCAGAGCCUCAAGGUCGUAGUGUUGAUUGUACAUCUGAGAAUCCUAUUGAAACAAAGAACCUUGCUUUUUUUUCGACUAAUGCUGUGGAAGGUACUGCUACUGGAAUAAUUGUUAGAAUAGGUGAUAAUACUGUUAUGGGUCGAAUUGCUAAUCUUGCAUCAGGAUUAGGAAGUGGUAAAACUCCUAUUGCAUUAGAAAUAGAACAUUUUAUUCACAUUGUAACGGGAGUUGCAGUUUUUCUUGGUGUAAGUUUUCUGAUCAUUUCCCUUGCAAUGGGUUAUCAUUGGUUGGAGGCAAUUAUUUUCCUUAUUGGUAUUAUUGUUGCCAAUGUGCCUGAAGGUUUACUUGCAACUGUUACUGUGUGCUUGACUCUGACUGCAAAAAAAAUGGCAAAAAAAAAUUGUCUUGUAAAACAUUUGGAAGCAGUUGAAACUCUAGGUAGCACUUCUGUUAUUUGUUCUGAUAAAACUGGUACAUUGACUCAAAAUCGUAUGACUGUUGCUCACAUGUGGUUUGAUAAAAUGAUUAUUGAAGCUGAUACUACUGAAGAUCAGUCUGGAAUAGCACAUGAUAAAGGAUCUUCAACAUGGAAAGCUCUUGCAAUGGUUGGUGCAUUAUGUAACCGAGCUGAAUUUAAGCCUAAUCAAAAUGAUAUUCCAGUUCUCAGAAAAGAGUGUAAUGGAGAUGCCUCAGAAACUGCUAUUUUAAAAUUUGUUGAGCUAUCAAUUGGUAAUGUUAUGGAUAUUAGAGCAAAAAAUAAAAAGGUUGCAGAGAUUCCGUUUAAUUCAACCAAUAAAUAUCAAGUGUCAGUUCAUGAGCAAGAUAAUAGUAGUGGUUACCUACUUGUUAUGAAAGGUGCACCUGAAAAGGUGUUAGAAAGGUGUUCUACAAUUCUUAUAAAUGGUGAAGAACAACCUCUUAAAGAUGAUGUUAUAGAGAUUUACAAUAAGGCUUAUGAUGAACUAGGUGGUCUUGGUGAAAGAGUUUUAGGAUUUUGUCAUUAUUACUUACCUGUUGAUCAAUAUCCUAAAGGCUAUUUGUUUAAGACUGAUGAGGAACAAAAUUUUCCAUUAGAAGGACUAUGUUUUGUUGGUUUGUUAAGUAUGAUUGAUCCUCCCCGAGCAGCUGUUCCUGACGCUGUUAGCAAAUGUCGAAGUGCUGGUAUAAAAGUCAUCAUGGUAACUGGUGAUCAUCCAAUUACAGCAAAAGCAAUUGCAAAAGGUGUUGGAAUCAUUUCAGAAGGUAAUGAAUGUGUAGAAGAUAUAGCUCAGCGGUUAAACAUAGCCGUAAAAGAUGUAAAUAAAGAUCAAGCUAAAGCCUGUGUUAUCAAUGGUGCUAAGUUAAAAGAAAUGGAGUCACAUGAACUGGAUGAGGUUUUACGGCACCACACUGAAAUAGUAUUUGCCCGAACAUCACCUCAACAAAAGUUAAUUAUUGUUGAAGGAUGUCAACGCCUUGGUGCAAUAGUUGCUGUCACUGGUGAUGGUGUCAAUGAUUCACCUGCAUUAAAAAAGGCUGAUAUUGGUGUUGCAAUGGGUAUUGCUGGGUCUGACGUAUCUAAACAAGCUGCUGAUAUGAUUCUGUUAGAUGAUAACUUUGCUUCAAUUGUUACUGGAGUGGAGGAAGGAAGACUAAUAUUUGACAACUUAAAGAAAUCAAUUGCUUAUACUCUUACCAGUAACAUACCGGAAAUCUCACCGUUUCUUAUGUUUAUUUUAUGUGGCAUCCCCCUUCCCCUUGGUACUAUUACAAUCUUGUGUAUUGAUCUUGGUACAGAUUUAGUUCCAGCUAUAUCCUUGGCAUACGAAAAGGCAGAAACUGAUAUUAUGAAACGAAAGCCGCGUGAUCCAAAUCGAGAUAAGCUUGUUAAUGAGCGGCUUAUUAGUUUAGCAUAUGGGCAAAUUGGUAUGAUUCAGGCAACUGCAGGGUUCUUUACUUAUUUUGUCAUUUUGGGUGAAAAUGGAUUUUUGCCGUCUUAUUUGUUUGGACUUAGAAGUCAAUGGGAUAAUCAGUCUAUUAACAACCUUGUAGACUCUUAUGGCAGCGAGUGGUCAUUUGUUCAGCGCAGAGAGUUAGAAUUAACUUGCCAGACUGCUUUUUUUGCCACUAUUGUGGUGGUACAGUGGGCUGAUUUGAUUAUUAGUAAAACACGACGACUUUCACUUUUUCAACAAGGAAUGACAAACUGGUUUCUAAACUUUGGACUGUUCUUCGAAACUGCUCUUGCAGUGUUUCUUCAGUACACUCCUGGUGUAAAUAUCGGUCUACGUCUUCGUCCUAUGAAUUUUACUUGGUGGUUACCUGGUCUUCCGUUCAGCUUAUUAAUUUUUGUUUACGAUGAAAUUAGGAGAUACCUUUUACGCAAGUACCCUGGAGGUUGGGUUGAACAAGAAACUUACUAUUAAUUCUAGGUUGCUAUGGAAACUUGAAA